This is a messenger RNA of Salvelinus fontinalis (brook trout), 4482 nucleotides long. Its product is annotated as glycerophosphodiester phosphodiesterase domain-containing protein 5-like. Gene Ontology annotation, cellular component: plasma membrane. Bases 460 to 2232 code for a protein of 590 amino acids. The record is from RefSeq and is a predicted model, not a curated record. The transcript has 17 exons. NCBI's taxonomy places the organism in Eukaryota, Metazoa, Chordata, Actinopteri, Salmoniformes, Salmonidae. Gene Ontology annotation, biological process: lipid metabolic process; positive regulation of neuron differentiation. Gene Ontology annotation, molecular function: glycerophosphodiester phosphodiesterase activity.
GGUGACGCUCUUUCGCUUUAAAAUAAAACCUACAACUCCGCCCACUGGUAGUCAGUCGAUUGAUUUACUCUCCCGGUGUUCAUGGGCAAGGCUUGCAUUAACCUCAGAAGACUCUAACCUUGGAAUAUAUACUGGGAAAACGAAGUUAAACUGAUACGCACUUCAAUGUAGCAUAAACCCACGAGGUUGAAUUUAGUGGAAUAACUCUGGGUCGAAUGGUUUUCCUUUGUUGUGACAGGACACAUUUCCUUUUGACAACAUUUGGGGGCCACCUACCUCAACACGUUUGACACAGACAGCAGCCCAUUUGUCGCGUGGUGUGAGGACAGUUGGUCUGAGGACUUCGUAAAAUAUUCCUACAACUUCACAUGGGAGAAAAAGCCUGAAAUAAUUGAUAAAGGUUUCCCGUUUGGUCAAUGGGAUGUUAGAGGUCUGGAGGCGUGCCAGAACUGAAGGAGCAUGGUGAAGCACCAACCCCUGCAGGUUUACGAGAGGCAGCUGUGUUUGUCAUGUCUCACAGGGAUCUAUGGGUGCCGGUGGAAACGGUACCAACGGUCACAUGAUGACACCACCAAGUGGGAGUUCCUGUGGUCUCUCAUCCUCUUCUUCACCUUCUCUCUGCUCCUGGUUUGGUUCUACUUCUGGUGGGAGGCACACAACGACUACAAUGAGUUCAACUGGUUUUUAUAUAACCGCUCUGGGGAGUGGAGCGACGGGACCGUUCCAAUCCUGGCCACUACCGCUGCCGGCUUCACUUAUAUUGCAUUUUUAAUGAUUUUAGCACUUUGCCACAUAGCAGCGGGACAACAGCUGAACUUGCACUGGCUGCACAAGAUUGGAGUGAGUGCUGCCCUGCUGACCACUGCCAUUGGAUUCAUAUCUGUCAAUCAAACAUGGGGGGAGGAGUGGGCAGUCAUCCCUAUAUCACUCCAGGCCACAGGUCCCUUCCUACACCUAGGAGCUCUGGUGGCUGUCACCGCUCUCGCCUGGCUGGUGGCUGGGCAGGUCGCCCGCACAGAGAAAAUAAGGUUCCAGGUGGUGGUUCUCCUGCUCUACCUGAGUGUUCUACUGGGCCUCUACAUGGUCCCCCUUUCCAUCACCUCCCCCUGCAUCAUGGACCACGCCAACCUCACUCCACGCCCUGAUGUCAUUGGCCACCAGGGCGCCCCCAUGCUGGCUCCAGAGAACACUAUCCUGUCCUUCCAGAGGGCUCUGCAGAUGAACGUCAGUGGGCUGGAGGCUGACGUGGCCAUCAGCUUUGACGGGGUUCCAUUUCUGAUGCGAGACCGCACAUUGAGGAGGACUACUGACGUGGGGAAGGUGUUUCCAGCCAGACAGCUGGACGAUGCCUCCUCCUUCAACUGGACAGACUUACACAGCCUCAAUGCCGGCCAGUGGUUCCUCAAGGACGACCCCUUCUGGACGGUCCAGUCCAUGGCUCAGAGGGAGGUGAUGCUGGUGGGGAACCAGAGCGUGUGUAGUCUGGAGCAACUGCUGAAGCUAGCCUCCCUCCAUAACCACACAGUGGUGUUCAGCCUGCGACGACCCCCGCACAGACACCCCUGCUACCACAGCUGGAUCAACGAUACCCUGGAAGUCAUACGCCUGUCUGGGAUUCCACAGCACCUGGUGAUGUGGACCCCAGACUGGGACAGGGGGCAGGUAAGACAGGUGGCUCCAGGGCUUCAGCAGACAUCAGUAGAGAAGCUGCCGCCUCAAGUCCUUCACCAGCAGGGAAUCAGCAGACUGCUGCUACGUUACAGCCAGGCCAGCCCCUAUGACAUCCGAGAGUUCUCCAGGAGCAACGUGAGUGUGACUCUGUACACGGUCAACAAGCCCUGGCUGUUCUCUGUGCUCUGGUGCAGCGGGGUCUCCUCUGUCUCCUCUGAAGCCCCCAACAUCCUCAGAAAGGUGCCUUACCCCAUCUGGCUCAUGAGUCCAGAUGAGUACUGUCUGCUCUGGGUCGCCGCUGAUCUCAUCUCCUUCACUGUAGUUAUAGGAAUUUUUGUAUUCCAAAACUAUCACAUUAUCAGAUGGAGGUUGAGUAGCAUGCACAGCUACAACCCUGAACAGAUCAUGCUGAGUGCCGCAGUCCGGAGGUCCAGCAGAGACGUCAACAUCAUGAAGGAGAAACUCAUCUUCUCCGAGGUGAGCAAUGGUGUGGGCAAUGCUGAGGACCUGUACAUGGAGAAUGGCUUUGACUACUACAACAACGAAGGCAUCUCCCAUUGACUCUUACUCACCUAAUGUGAAUCUACUGAAUGACACCUGACUCUACUAGCAUGUGGAAACUGAGUAAAUUAAAACUUCCAAGUGACUUGUGAUUGGCUUGUCUGUUCUGAUUACUCUUGUUUUACUCAGUGCAUCCAGAUUGUUCCUCUGAACUACUGAUUGAUUGACAGGCUGCUGUAUUGCUGAAGAAUCGCAGGCAAGCGCCACCCAUUGCUUUGUACAUUCUGUAAAUAGGUUUGUUUUUGCUUGUUAAAUACAAAUGUGGGACUAAAAGCACUUUUUAUUGAUGAACCAAUUGAUUUGUCAGAUCUGUGGCCUCUUCUCACCUCUAGGUGAUUUUUUUUUUUACAAUUUGUUUGUCAGAAAAGGGCAUUUAUUUGAAAAUAUAUUGGUCCAUUAUAUAUUGUUUUUCACUCAAACCUCUUUGAUUGAAUGGGCUCAUGGGCCGGAUCUGGCCCACAGACCGUAGUCUGCCCACCCCUGCUCUAGAUGCUUUGGAGGCCCCCCAGUUACCAAUGCUUGUUUAUUAUUAAGAACCUAUUUGUUUGUUUUUAAACUGUUGUUUACUUGCAGUCACUUUAUAGCACAGCCAAUUCUUAGUUAUUUAGAGUAUUUUACUACUUGUGCAGCAUUGCUCCUAUUUCUUGCCACGUUUGGGCGCUACACAAGCUGUUUACAGAGGGUCCUGACUUCUCCGACUACGUGAAAUAUUUACACGAUAUAAGAUAAUGAUUUGAACAGCAUUUCCUUCAUCCAUGCAUGUGACAUACAAUAUCAAGUGACUUGUGGAGCUGUGCUGUCUCGGGCAGGGCUUGUGUUCAGGCAGAACUGAUGUGUGUUUUGUGAUGUUUUUGGUGCAUUGUGAAUGUUUUGAUUUUUAAAGGAUGUAAACAGUGUAUUAUGGCAGAGAUUUCACCACCUACUCCAAGUAUGCAGUUCUACAUGGAGUGUGUGCAUAUUACAAAUGUUUUAUGUGCUAUGGCUGUCUGAGGAUUAUAUUGGAAAUGUGAUGCAUAAUAAUAGCAAUAGUGUUGAGAAGUUUAUGAAAGUCAAGUCAUUUAAAUAUUUUGCAGACCAACUUCUCAAUGGCAUUUGAACAGCAAAUUGCAUCACAGUGACAUUAAAGGGUAUAUUUUAUGUCGUGAUGAAGUGGGGUGUGUUAUAUUAACUGUGAAAAUAAAGCUCUAGGCUGUUGAAGGGACAACGCUGAGUAUCAGAAUGGUUCACACAGGGUCAAGGAACGGAUUGACUUGUGUUCAUUUACUCUUUUGGUAUUUGUGUGCCUCAGAAGUCAACAUUAAAAUGCUUCUGAUACCAAAGUGAUCCUUUUAUUGUGAUUUUUCUAGAUGGAAGAUAACUGUAACACCAUUUAGGUUAGUGUUACUGUUGACUGUGUAGAUUUAGCAUGUCAACCAUAUUCCUACUGUAUGUGAACGCUUGAUGUACAGUGCCUUCAAAGUAUUCACACCCCUUGACUUUCCACAUUUUGUGUUAGACAAUUUAAAAUUGAUUGGGCUACAGAUAAUACCCCAUAAUGUUAGUGGAAUUAUGUUAUUAUUAAAAAUGAAAAGCUGGAAUGCCUUGAGUCAAUAUGUAUUUAACCCCUUUGAUAUGGCAAGCCUAAAUAAGUUCAGGAGUAAAAAGUCACAUAUGUUGCAUAGACUCAAUCCAAGUGUGCAAAGCUCUUACACUUACCCAGAAAGACUAAUCUUGCUACCUGAGGUGAUUCUAACAAGUAUUGACUCGGGGGUGAACACUUAGGUAUUUUCAAUACAUUUGCAAACAUUUCUAAAACGUUCACUUUGUCAUGGGUAGUGUGUGAAGAAACAAAUCCAUUUUGAAUUCCAGCUGUUAUACAAAAUGUGGAACAUGAAUACUUUCUGAAUGUACUGUAUGUUCUAUGCAGUAGCCCAUGCCAGUAACUAACCAUUGUGGAUCUCUAACAUACGGAUGUUUUUCCAUCAAUUGUACAGUUACGCGGCAAGAUGUUACCACAUUGCUGAAGAAGCUAGUGAGUGACAAUGGUAAAUGUCAUUUUUUCACGAUUUUCAGUUGAUAUGUGCUGGGAACAUUAUCACAUGUCCUUUUAUUUUUUUCUUCCUCCUGUACUAGAAAGUCAGUAUCAUGGAAUGCAGACAGCAAGAUGCAUCUGUAUGUUGUUAUUUUCUCUUACAGUAAUGGCCAUCUCUGUUUGGUCCUGAACUGUGUUUAAAUGGAUUUCUAUGUAUAUUAAAGCUGGCUUUAAUUUUG